AUGGAGGAAGGGGAAAGGGCACGUGCCAGAGCGCGAGCGCAGAGUGAGGCCAUUCCGCCACAUAGAGAAGUCCAUCUUUCGCCCGCAGCAAGAGAGCCAGAGCAACAGCCUCGAACCUCUGGAGAAGACGAGGAAAUCGAGAGCCAACAAUUCAACGCACCACGCAGAGCAGCAACAGCAGCGACAGGGGCAAGAGAUCUCCAUGAAGGCCACGCAUCGUCGCUUCACGAUGUGGCAGAACAUGGAGCCUCUACUUUGCGCCGCAGGAGCACGGCAGUCUCGAGAAGGAGUGCUAGGCGCAGUGCUGCCGCGAACAAGUCAAGACUCGGGACUGUAGGCCUAGCUGGCCCAGAAGACACCACACAGAUCCAAGCUGCAGCCGAGAACUAUGUUGCUCCUGGUUAUGCUGCUCUCAAUCCUGCAUACGAACAGGCCCCUGCAGCUAAGCCGGUUUGGAGUUUGGCAAAACCAUUGCCUCGUGUACUUCGCCCGGGCAUGAUACCGAUGAAAGACGAAAUUCUGGAUGGAAGAGCAAAUGGACAGGCGCCAGCAGAAAAUAUCAAUAAAGUGGGAGUUGAAGUCGAUCCGAAUGAUCUCGAAGCAGGUAGGGUCCAGCUUACCGCAAACCCUGCAAAGCUGUCCGCGCAACUGAAAGACAGCAGAGCGCAAAGGGAGCAGAACUUUUACACCAGCAUCCAAAGAAGAGGCACGACGGCAAGCAGGAUCUCGACCAGGCCUGCGAGAGCGGGUUCGACGGCUUCUCAGACGGCACAAAGACGGAGGGCCGGAAGUCGCGUCUCGAUCACACAGCGACCCAUGACACCAGCAUGGGAGGAUGGCGAUGCCGAAGCCGAGCUAGAAGACGAAGACAAACCAGCUGGAGAACUGCCUACACCAGCAGAAGGCGCCCCAUUGUCUCCAAGUGCAGAGCAAGCACUAAGGCUCUCGAUACAGCACAGCGCCGGAGAGAACCUCAACAGCCAGCUCGGAGCUAUACCUGAACACCAAGUACCUAUAGCCGAGCCCAGGCUCUCGCAAGAUUCUACAGGCGCUCAAUCCACGAUCAAGGUCGACGACUACGCCGAUGUCUACAAUGACAUGACCGACCUGAAGCUCGAAGUAGAGAACCCUCCUCUGUACGACGAGGUGCAUAAUAACCACACCAGCUGGUCCGUCGUCCGCACCCACAAUCGCGAAUUCUUGGCAGAACUCCUUGCCGUCGUUGUGCAAGAAACCAUCGGCUUCGCCGCAGAUGUCUCCGCAACACUCAGCGCCACUUCCAACGUAAAUACCACCGCAUGGGCCUGGGGCUUCGCAACCAUGAUCGGAAUAUACAUCUCUGGAGGCAUCUCAGGCGCACACCUCAAUCCUUCCAUUACUAUAAUGCUCUGGUUCUACCGUGGCUUCCCAAGGCGUAAGAUGAUGCCAUACUUCGCUGCGCAAUUCCUGGGGGCGUUCAUGGCGGCACUGAUCGCGUAUGGGAUGUAUCUGGCGAGUAUUCAGAAUUACGAAUUGACGAAUGAUCCUAUCAACAUCCUGAACGGGUUCGUCACGAGCUGCAGAUACGACUACAUUGAUGCUGCUACUGCAUUCUUCAACGAGUUCAUCGGCACGGCUUUCCUGGCUUGUACAAUCCUGGCACUGGGAGACGAUCAGAACGCCCCACCUGGAGCUGGCAUGAACUCUCUCGUAAUUGGUCUUGUCAUCACAGCGCUAAACCUAGCCUUUUCAACCCAGACCGGUGCGGCGCUGAAUCCCUCGAGAGACUUCGGGCCGCGUCUUGCUAUGUUGGCGCUUGGAUAUGGUUCAGACCUUUUUACAGACCCGUAUUGGUUCUAUGGCCCGUGGGCUGGGUCUCUGUGCGGUGCCUUUGUUGGCGCGGCGCUGUAUGAUGUGUGUAUCUUCACUGGUGGCGAGUCGCCCAUUAAUUACCCUUGGACGAGAACGAAGCGCUCCUACAAGAAGGGGAAGGCGAAGUGGACUAGGAGGCUGCACUUGGAGAAGAGGAGGAAGGAUGAGGUCGGAAAUCGAGUAUCGUGA
Molecule: messenger RNA, 2040 nt
Organism: Fulvia fulva
Lineage: Eukaryota; Fungi; Ascomycota; Dothideomycetes; Mycosphaerellales; Mycosphaerellaceae
Exons: 2
Coding region: 1-2040 (679 amino acids)
Biological process (GO): water transport; glycerol transmembrane transport
Cellular component (GO): plasma membrane
Molecular function (GO): glycerol channel activity; water channel activity
Source: RefSeq, a predicted model, not a curated record